AUGUCGCAAGGGAGUAGCGAAGCCUCAAAUAGUGUAGGUACAAGAAUAGAAUCCUUAAAACGUUCAAAUGAUACGUCACCGCGAAAUAUGUUACCAAUAAUGAGUAUUCGACCCAGACUGAAAAAUUUGAACGACUACCCUAACAAUAUUUAUAAUAAUAGAAAGUCAUCAACGACAGAAGUUUUAAUACCGAAGAAAAGAAUAUUGGUGGAAAAUAGUGAAGGUGAUACAAUUAUACCUAGCGCAAAGCGUAUCAAUAUACCCCAAGAAGAAUAUCAAUACCCAGAAGAACAAAAUAAAUUAUUAUCUUUAUUAAAAUCGAGAAUGAAAAUUGCUAAACCAACAUCUCCAAAAAAACCAUUACAAAAUAAGCCUAAUAAUGAAAUUCUAAAUACAACUACAAAACAGCAAGAUAAAUUACCUAACAAUAUAGUUUCUACUACUACAAUAAACUCACAUUCAAUUCAAAAUAAACCACAGCAUAUCUCUAUACCCAAUACAACUGCAACAACCACAUAUAGCAUAACGUCAAGUAAUAAAACGAAUAAACUCAAUCAGCAUACCAUAAAUACUGGAAAUAAUGACCAAUUACCAAAUAGAUCAUCAUUCUUGGGAUCGAUGAGAACUUUUCUUAAUAGAAGCUAUCGAAGUCAAUGCCCAACAACUCCAACAGAUAAAAACACAACAAAUCUUACAAAUGAAAAAGGGUUACAUUCUACAGAUAACCUCCCUACAUUAGAUAACGAUAACAAACGUGCGAACGAGACAGAUAUUUUACUUGAUCAGUCAACCACCAGACAAAAUGAACUCGAGAAGUCCAAUUCUAUUUUGAAUAACUCAACUUCUACUGUAUCACAAACAAAGAAUGACACUCCAGUAUUGUCUUCUCAAGGGAAUAACAUAUCGGAUAAGACUGAUAGGAGUACAGAACGUAGUAAUAUGAGAAUAUUGUCUCAAAAACCAAUUAUGGUUAACCUUGAAAACGAAGGAUCCUUCGAUAAUGAUGGUGAUAAAAAUAUCGAAAAGCCUCAAGAUAAUAUUGAUCUCCCUAAAGAAAAACCCUUAACAUCAAAUCAAUUACAGAAAAGUCAGAUCCCUAAUAAGACAACCAAAACAACACCAGAAUUGACAGAUGCACAACCGAAUACAACUUCCCAACCAACAUCGUCGUCAGAUUUAUCAGAGACUACACCAGAUACUUUAUCCACUCUUAAUAAAGUUACGAAAGUUGUUAUAGAAGAGAAAAAUUCUGAAUCUAACAAAAGCCCAUCAAGUGGAAACAUUAGUCCGGUAGCCCAAACAGACAGUUACCUUUAUACACAAAAAUCUAGAAAUGAUAAUGAUCUGGAAGAUUCUCUGAGUAAUUCAACACAAAACAGUCUGAGCCAGUCAAUCAAUACCAUACAGAAUACAUCAAUAACAAAGAAACGGGGUACCGGUAUUCAAAAAGGACCUACAAUCGAAGAUCCCUUGUCAGGUAUGAAAAUUGCGAGUCUUUUGAGUAAUACGGAUAAAUCCAAGGAUACAACUGAGGAUAAUAAGUCAUCACAAGAACAAAGAAAUAUAAAGGACAAGAGCUCAACGAACGUCGAUGAUCCUUCUAUUCUGAAUACGCAGAACGUGAAAAGCACCCCAUUACAAAAUGAAGGUGUUAGUAGUCCCGACAUAAAAAGGCAGAAAGUAACUGAAAGUUCGGAAAAUAUUAAAGAAAAAGGGGAUCUGCAUAACGAUAUAUCCAAUAGUUUAACCACCGGGUCAUCUACUGUAGUUAUGACCAAUGCAAACAAUGAUACUACCUCUCAUUCUGAUCCGUCAUUGUUAGCUAACCUGAUGCAAAAGUCACCAACACCUGUUUUAGCCCAAAUAAUAAGCCCCAAGGUCUCUUCAACAGACUCAUCUCUCCAACAAGAUGGAGCUUCAAAUAAUAACCAAACAUCAUUACCCGAAGAGAAUAACAUUGUAAAACAAGAGGAACUUAUGAGAAGUCUAAAAGAUGGUGUUGUUCAAAACGAUUUUGUUUCAUUCCUCGGUAGACUUAAUACACCUGACAAACAGAAUAAUAGCCCACCACGCCAUUCAGCAACACUUGAAGUUAUAUACAUAUCCGACUUCGAUUCAGAUGAACCAGUUGAAGGUAAAUCAUCAAGUAGUGAGAGUAAUGAAGAGAGCGAUUUGGACGGUAAUGCUACCUCUGUGAGCAAUGAAAACCAAAAGAUUACACCUCAAAAUGUUAUUGAGAGAAAUACAAAAUAUAUUAAGGUAGACAUCCCAAGUGAAGAGAUCGACCUGGAACGGAAAAGAUAUGAUAAUAUGCUCAAUAUCAAUGGGAUGAAAACUUUAAAUGCUUCCAAAUCUCAUCAUAGAGAUGACAUUGUGACUUUAAUCGAAAGUGGAAUUAUUGAACAUACUUCAUUUGAGUCAAAUAAUUUUGUUAGUAGCACAAAUAAUGUUUGCCAAUCAGAGAAUUUUGAAACAAGCCAGGUCGUGGAUUAUCAACAACUCCAUAAGAGGGACCGUUUGAGAGAAAUCCCACUUGCUAGGGUACUAAGCCAGGAUUUUAUUAAUCGAGGGGCAAAUUUGAUCGCUGAAGAUAAAAGAGCUGUAGAAAAGGAGAAGAAGAUUACGAAGGGAAUCGAUAAUAAUGUUUUUAAAAAAUUUGCGAAGAAAAAUGAAAAUAAAUGGACUGAAACAGCCAUUACUAAGAUUGCCGAACUUCUCAUAAAUGAUGUAGUAAAGAGUAAGCAAAAAAGUGUCAAAAAUAUUCCGAAGGUGUCCGAAGAACAUAAGCCUAAAACAAACAUCAAUAUUACAAAUCGAUCAACAGAAAAUAACAUUGAACGGAAUGAUGCAAUUUCACAAGAACCUCAAGAAAGUAAUUCAAAAACAGACGACAAUGUUUCAAAGUUACAAAAUGAUAUGAUGACCAUAAACAAAAAACAAACUGAGAAAUCCCUAAAACUCUCAUCAGAAAAAGACGAAGAAACUAUAACUUCCUCAAGAGAGUUAUGGAGGAAAGAGUGGAUAGAAAAUCUUAAGUUAUGUUACAUCUAUCCAUAUGAAGCUUAUCCAUCUAACAUACUCACUGCGAACGAAAAGAAAGGUUUAGACUAUUCUUUCGGAUUAGUUAAAAGAAUCCUCAAAGAGAGAUAUAAUGUACCGCUACUUACAAACUUUGAUCCCAAAGUACAUAUUGUUAUUUUAAAGGGUGACAUUCAUGAUUUCAAAGGCGACAAAAAACUUGAAGAAAUACAGAAUACAGUUCAAAUAGGUUCAAUUGAUAGGAAAGUUAGGGUAUGGUCAUUAAAUAAAGUCACAAAGUUUUUACAAAAUAUGGACACAAUCCCUGAAAAUGACCACAACAAUAAACCAGAAGCUGAUGAUCAGCACCCUUUGCUAGAUAAUAAAGAACCGGAUAAUUCCAAGACCACCCAAGUAUUAGCAUCUAUUAAUAAUGUAGACAAAUCCCAAACUGGUGAACAAGGGCAAAACAAGCCUGUCAGAGAUCCCAAGUCUUCGAAUAUCAAUGAAGCUAUCAACGUCGAGAAUAAAUCAGAUGAGGAUAAACAGGCGGAUAGGUCAGUUAAAAAAGCAAUCCAUAUAGAAACCACCAGUACAAAAACAGGAAGCGUCAUUGUACAGAAACUCGAUCUGGACCCCAAAAACCAACUUAAUACCUUAUCUCAAGAUAAUUCUGUUACAUAUAAUGAAUUCUCAAACGUACAGAAGAAUAAUAUUGUCAUUUCCCAACCUGACACCAACAUAGCGACAGUUGAUAUUGAUAGGUAUGAGGAACAACAAGACGGACUAACGAUUACUAAGAUGAUGACAAACCUUGAAGAGUUACUAACCAAAGUAAGCUCCGAACUUCAAAAAGAACGUGAUGAGAACAAGAAAAUGCAGGGAUGCCUUUUCGAAUUGUCGAAUCAAUUGUUAAAACAAGAGAUGGCAAAUUCAAGUUUGCAUGCUUGUUUAGAUAUAGAACAAAAAGAAAAAGAAAUUGUUGAGAAGGAGAGAGAUUACCUAAAGGAAAGUCUGAAGAAGAUAAAUGUUGAAUUCACGCUCUUCAAAGAUAUCGCUGCAAAAAGACCAAAAGAAGCCGAAAACCAGGCAAAUAAAAGCACGCAAUAG
Messenger RNA from Maudiozyma saulgeensis, 4128 nucleotides. NCBI's taxonomy places the organism in Eukaryota, Fungi, Ascomycota, Saccharomycetes, Saccharomycetales, Saccharomycetaceae. The record is from the annotation of a GenBank genome assembly.